Messenger RNA from Rhodofomes roseus, 903 nucleotides. Its product is annotated as proline iminopeptidase. The coding region runs from base 1 to 903 and encodes 300 amino acids. The record is from RefSeq and is a predicted model, not a curated record. NCBI's taxonomy places the organism in Eukaryota, Fungi, Basidiomycota, Agaricomycetes, Polyporales, Fomitopsidaceae. The transcript has 2 exons. Gene Ontology annotation, biological process: proteolysis. Gene Ontology annotation, molecular function: peptidase activity.
AUGGAGAAUUGCGUUCCUGACCGCGAAGGAUUUGCGUCCUUCGUUAUUGACGGAGAAGUCCAUCAAACGUGGUACAGGAUCGUCGGAGACGUACCGACUCGUUCCCGCCCCCCACUUAUCAUUUUGCACGGCGGCCCGGGACUCUCUCAUGACUACCUCCUCCCUCUCUGCGACCUCGCCACUUAUGGGUCGAUCCCCGUGAUCUUCUACGACCAACUCGGGAAUGGCCGUUCGACCUGUCUUCCAGAUAAGCCUCAGUCGUUCUGGAACAUGGGACUAUUCAUGGACGAGCUCGACAACCUCAUCGCGCACCUGGGGAUCGGCGAGGCCUUCGAUAUCCUUGGCCAGUCGUACGGCGGCAUGCUGGGUGCCCAAUACGUCGUCGAACGGCAGCCACCAGGCUUGCGGCAUCUCAUUCUGAGCAACUCCUUCGCGUCCAUGGAUCUAUGGAACCAAUCGCUCGCCCAGUUGGCCCAGGCCUUCCCACCGGAAGUGCAGGAAGGGCUUCGGCUGGGCAUCAGCGAUCCGCCGAAGUACGAAUUCGGGCUCAUGAAGUUCUACGAGGUCCAUGGGUGCACCGUCCAGCCGUUUCCGGCCGAGUUCUCGCGGACCUUCGAAUACGUCUUCGGAGACAAUCGUGAUCUCACUGUCGCUGCCGCAAUGUUUCCCUACCUGCAGGGCUGGUCAAUAUUUGAUCGACUGCAUCUCAUCAAGGUACCCACCUUCGUUGUGAAUGGGCGGGCUGACUUCGCGCAAGAGUUCGCGGCAAGACCGUUUUUCGAGCGCAUUCCCAAGGCGAAGUGGCUGACGUUCGAACAGUCGAGCCAUAUGCCGUUCUGGGAGGAGCGGGACAGCUACAUGCGAGAAAUCAGGAGCUUUCUGGAGUUGACGGAUUCGACGUGA